AUGCAUUUCUGGAUUAAUAAACCGGCGGGCAGGUAUUACGGUUUCACUGACCGCCGAUACCCCGCCACACCUUUACCAAAGACACGUUUGAAUCGAUGUCAAUACAAUGCAGAUUUAAGGCAAAUGGUUACACCACUUCGAUUCCAAACUCUGAAUGCUAUGGAAAAUGCAGCUGGUCCUAGUAAUGUGAAUAAUUGCAGAGUGAUACAAACAACGAUAAGAACUAACAAUGAAACUCAAAAUAGUUUUCCAGUUGGCUCUACUCAACACCCCCAGCUAAACAACAUCUCCAAUAAUGUAACAACUGCAGGGAAUAAUCAACUGAUAUUGUCAAAUAGUACGUCAAAUAGAACAAAUAGGAGUCUUUUGGAUUUUCCGGAAAUUAAUGAUGCAGAACGAACAAGUUGUAGAGUACGGGCUGUUCUUUCCAUAUUUAUGGUUACAACAGCUUUUGUUACUGCUGCUAUAAAAUUUUACUUUGGUGAUGGAUUUCUAGACAAAGAAAUAUUCGUAUUUUGGGGUCUAUUGAUACUACUAUUAAAUGCAUGUUUAUAUCCUAUUUUGUGUUGCCGAAAUCAGCGCAACAAUCAUCAAGAGCAUCAAAUUCAAGAGGAGCACAUCGCGUCUAUAACUGCUGCAAAUACAAUGCCAAAUGAAAAUAUUAGACCUAUUUCUGUAGUAAGCCACAAUCCACCACCACCUUAUCAUAUUGCUAUUUUGAUUCCACCACAUAAUUCAUCAGAUGAAGCUCCACCACCAUCUUAUGACAAGGUCAUGCGAUGA
Molecule: messenger RNA, 783 nt
Organism: Habropoda laboriosa
Lineage: Eukaryota; Metazoa; Arthropoda; Insecta; Hymenoptera; Apidae
Exons: 4
Coding region: 1-783 (260 amino acids)
Source: RefSeq, a predicted model, not a curated record